AUGAUCGAAGAAAUAUUUAUCCACAACAAGGACUAUGUGGAUAUAAAAUCUAUUAAGAAAUUUCCAUCAACAUUGAGGUUGGUAGUUUUGCUAAUCAUUGCGGCUUGUGGAAUGUACAUUUACUCAAGUAAUUUAGAGCAAACAAGGGUUCGCACAAAUACCAGGUUGUUGGAACUCAUAGUUGUCAACAAGUCAUCAUGUCAUCCUUCUAGUGUGGAGGAAUGGGAAGUCCCCUACUUGCAUUAUCCAGAUCCCAAAACUUACAGCAGAGAGGAGUGUGCUUGCAAUCCUGUCCAGUUUUUUUCCAUCUUGACAAUGCAAAGAUCAGGGAGCGGAUGGUUUGAGACAUUUUUGAACAGUCACAUUAAUGUUAGCUCCAAUGGAGAAAUAUUUUCUAUACCCAAAAGAAGGGAGAAUGUUUCUUCAAUUUUGAAGACAAUGGAUGAAGUGUACAAUCUUGAUUGGUUCACUAGUGCUUCAAAGAAUGAGUGCUCCGCAGCCGUGGGCUACAAGUGGAUGCUUAAUCAGGGUUUGAUGGAGCAUCAUAAGGAGAUAGUGGAAUACUUCCAACGUAGACGAGUUUCUACAAUAUUCCUUUUCAGAAGGAAUUUGCUCCGUAGAGUGUUAUCUGUGCUAGCAAAUUCCUAUGACAAAGUUGCCAAGCCACUAAAUGGAACCCACAAGUCUCAUGUCCACUCCACACUAGAGGCUAAAAUUCUCGCCAAAUACAAGCCACGGAUCAAUACCAAGUUACUGUGGCCAGAGCUCAAGCGAACAGAGGAGGCAGUUGCAAAAGCCAUUGAAUACUUUAAUAACACUCGCCACAUUGUUCUCUACUACGAGGAUCUUGUUAAAAAUCGCACGAAACUCAAGGAUGUUCAAGAAUUUCUAAGAUUGCCGUAUAGAGAUCUGCAUAGCCGUCAGGUAAAGAUUCAUACUGCCCCAUUAUCAAAGCAAAUCGAAAACUGGGAUGAAGUGCAGAAAGCGCUGAAAGGGACCCCAUACCAGAGCUUUAUCCUCUCAGACUAG
This is a messenger RNA of Gastrolobium bilobum, 1029 nucleotides long. RefSeq lists its product as uncharacterized. Lineage: Eukaryota; Viridiplantae; Streptophyta; Magnoliopsida; Fabales; Fabaceae. The transcript has 6 exons. The record is from RefSeq and is a predicted model, not a curated record. Bases 1 to 1029 code for a protein of 342 amino acids.